Messenger RNA from Gaeumannomyces tritici R3-111a-1, 941 nucleotides. RefSeq lists its product as hypothetical. NCBI's taxonomy places the organism in Eukaryota, Fungi, Ascomycota, Sordariomycetes, Magnaporthales, Magnaporthaceae. The transcript has 3 exons. Bases 103 to 777 code for a protein of 224 amino acids. The record is from RefSeq and is a predicted model, not a curated record.
CCUACCUGGACCUCUCGGAAGAGUAUUCCCGGCGCAGGAUACGGAAUGACGGCGACGCGCUCCGGGCCUUUGGCGCAAUAAGCCACCCCCCUUGUGUCAGGCAUGAGCGCCUCGCCGAUCCAAGGACUGCCGGACGUGUUCCUGGACGCCUGCCUCCUAUUUUCAUCUGCCAACGGCACGCUCGGGCGGCGCCCGGGGUUCGCAAGCUACUCGUGGGCCGGGUGGGAGGGCGAGAUUGCCUGGCCGCGGGAGAAGUUUCUCGAACGCACGUGGCCGUCCGAGUCCAGCAGCAGCAGAAAAAAUGCCCGCCGCAUCGCAAGGUGGACUCUGUCGGAAACCAUUGUCGAGCUCGUCGGCUCGCUGCACCCAGACAGCCUCGCGGCGACGACGCGCCCACAGACGGCAUCACCAGCCAACAUUGCCGACCUCGUCGCCGUAUCGCUGUCGCAAAAGCGAAUGGCGGGGUCCGUGCUGCCAGAAAAAAAAAGCUCCUCGAGCGUGAGUAAGGACGGCAAGAACGACGAGAAGCUCCUCUGGGCCCUGCGCGUCGUCGACGGGGCCGAGGGGGGGGCGAUGGACAGGCGCGGGAUCGAGCAGGUCCGCGCGUCUGCGCUCGCCGGCGGCUGCAUAAUGGGCCCGUACGUCUCCUCCCGCUUCUUUGCCAUGCCCUUCAUGUCCGGGUCAUUCCUGUACUCGGGAUCCUUUGGCCAGGCUGGUGUCGACCGUAAGCAUGUAGACGGCCAUUUUUGUCAGGCCGUUGCGGUGCACGAGGUCUGAGAGCUCGUCGAUCUGUUCGCUGAGCUUUCCCCAGCCAUCCAGAACACAGGCUGAGACGCGCCAGGAAGUUGACUUGGCGGCUGCCGACGGCCUGGCCCGUGAUGGUGACACCCACACACGUGCCGAGCCCGCCCGUCCAGUGCAGUAGUAUAGCCGGCCAUUGG